This is a messenger RNA of Plasmodium adleri (nom. inval.), 1080 nucleotides long. Its product is annotated as XPA binding protein 1, putative. The coding region runs from base 1 to 1080 and encodes 359 amino acids. The record is from RefSeq and is a predicted model, not a curated record. NCBI's taxonomy places the organism in Eukaryota, Apicomplexa, Aconoidasida, Haemosporida, Plasmodiidae. Gene Ontology annotation, molecular function: GTPase activity. Gene Ontology annotation, cellular component: cytoplasm. The transcript has a single exon.
AUGUGGUAUGGGCAGCUUGUUAUUGGUCCUCCUGGGUCAGGUAAAUCAACAUACGUUGCUGGAGUAACACAUAUAUUAAAACAAAUAAAUAGAAAAACAGUAAUUAUAAAUUUAGAUCCAUUUAUUGAAAAUGAUAUAUAUGAAGCAGAUAUAAAUAUAAGCGAUUUAAUAGAUAUAGAAAAAGUAUUUUCAGAUAUGGGAUUAGGACCAAAUGGUACAUUGAUAUAUUGUAUGGAAUAUUUAUUAAUUAAUAUUGAUUGGUUAGAAGAAAAAUUAAAAUUAUAUAAAGAUUGUUAUUUAAUUAUUGAUACACCAGGACAGGUAGAAUUAUAUACACAUAAUGAUGCUUUAAAAAAUAUAAUUUCAAAAUUAAAUAAAUUAAAUUGUAGAUUAACUUCUGUUCAUAUUGUUGAUAGUACCUUAUGUUCAGAUGGUUAUAAAUAUAUUAGUUCUUUAGUUUUAUCUUUAUGUAGUCAAAUACAUCUAGAAUUACCUCAUGUUAACGUAUUUUCAAAAAUUGAUCUUUUAAAAUAUUUUAAACAUGAUCUAAAAUUCCCUUUAAGUUAUUAUGUAGAAGCACAAAAUUUAAAUCAACUAAUCCUUUAUGAAACAUAUAAAAAUUAUUCUUCAUCAGAUGAUGAAAAUAUAAACAAUAAAAUAAAAAAUACAAACGUACAUAAUUAUAAUAAUAAUAAUAAUAAUAAUAAUAAUAAUGGGACGCAAACAGAUAAUAUAAAUUAUAAUGAAUCAAAACACGAUCCUUUUCUUUAUGAUAUUAUAAAAAAUGAAAAAAAAAAUUAUAAAAAAUAUUCAAAUAAGUUUCUAAAAUUAAAUGAAUAUAUUUGUGAAACAGUGGAAGAUUAUAACUUAAUAAAUUUUGCUCUCUUAGAUAUACAAGAUAAAUUUAGUGUUCUUAAAUUAUUAAAAAUUAUUGAUGGUGCUAAUGGAUUUAGAUUUACAUCCAUAUAUUCAGAGUAUAGUUUAUUUGAUACAUAUGUGGAAAAUAUUGAAUACGAUUGUGAUGAUAUUGAGGAAAAAAUUAUGGCUACCUCUGAUGAGGACGAAAAGAAUAAAAAUUAA